Molecule: messenger RNA, 11355 nt
Organism: Erpetoichthys calabaricus (reedfish)
Lineage: Eukaryota; Metazoa; Chordata; Cladistia; Polypteriformes; Polypteridae
Product: protein unc-80 homolog
Exons: 65
Coding region: 260-10219 (3319 amino acids)
Biological process (GO): monoatomic cation homeostasis
Cellular component (GO): axon; cation channel complex
Molecular function (GO): monoatomic cation channel activity
Source: RefSeq, a predicted model, not a curated record
UAUGUUGCUGCAUGCGAGGCUCGCCGGCCAAUGAAAAGCGUUAUUAGUGUCGUGUGCCUUUAAGGCUGCGAGGCGCCGGCUGCUCGACUAUUCAUCUCCUGGUUGCUGUCCUCGGAGGGUGGUGCUGAAACCGCAUCUUUGCCACCGUGCAGGUCUUGCAGCCAUUUUCCGCGAAAUGAAAACAUGAGUGGCAUGAACCGGCAGCGCUGCUUUACAUCUCCAUGACAUAGAGCGGCGAAUAUUCGUCGACGAGAGCGCAAUGGUUAAGAGAAAAAGUUUGGACGAGACCGAUCAGGAAUGUGGAAGGGGGAUUCCAUUCCCAAUACAGACAUUUUUAUGGAGACAAACCAGUGCUUUUUUGAGACCAAAGCUUGGAAAACAGUAUGAAGCUUCCUGUGUGUCUUUUGAGAGAGUCCUGGUGGAAAACAAGCUUCAUGGUCUUUCCCCCUCAUUGUCUGAAGCAAUCCAAAGUAUUUCCCGAUGGGAACUUGUCCAGGCUGCUCUGCCACAUGUACUGCAAUGUACAUCUAUCCUACUGUCGAAUCGCAACAAGCUGGGACAUCAAGACAAACUUGGCGUAGCAGAGACCAAACUUCUGCAUACCCUGCACUGGAUGCUGCUAGAUGCAGCUCAGGAGUGUAAUCAUGAGGCCAGUUUUGGAGGUCGAGAUUCAAGCUGGUCAGAAAGCAGCAGUGCUUUCAUACACCAGUUGGAAAACCAGGGAUCUUCUGGACAGGGCCUGCAUGGUAGUUCUGCAGAAGAUGAUGAGCAAGCCAAACAGAAGAUGUUUCACAAGUCCAUGGCCACUGUUGAACUAUUUGUAUUCUUGUUUGCCCCACUGGUUAAUAGAAUUAAGGAGUCAGAUCUCACAUUCCGAUUGGCCAGUGGCCUUGUCAUUUGGCAGCCAAUGUGGGAGCACAGACAGCCUGAGGUUCCUGCUUUUACAGCACUCAUCAAGCCAAUCAGAAACAUUGUAACAGCGAAGAGGAACUCCCUGAACAAUCCGCAGAAAGACUCCUGUGAGGCGUCUAACCCGGGCUGCACGGGUUUCCAGGUGGUCUGCGAGACCUCACAGUCAGACUCGUUACUACCCAGCGCCAGUGUGCAGACCUGUCACCGUGGCAACUCCAUGGAGGGGAGUGGGCCUUCCCAGACCUCCAAGGAAAAACUGGCUGCUCAGAAAAGAGCAUCCCCCUUGGUCACACCGUCUCAGAGGUCUCGCUAUGGCACCUACUUUGAUGUGGCUGUCCUUCGCUGCCUUCUGCAUCCGCAUUGGUCUGAGGAAGGCAUUCAUUGGGCAUUGAUGUAUUAUCUCCAAAGACUGCGCCAGAUUCUGGAGGAGAAACCUGAGAGAGUAACAGAGCAGCUGCCCACACAACUGCCAAGACCUCGCAGCAGUUCAAUGGUGGCUGCCACGCCAUCUCUGGUGAACACACAUAAGACCCAGGACAUGACGCUAAAAUGCAAUGAAGAGGAAAAGUCCCUGAGUACAGAAACCUUCACUAAGGUUUCCAUGACAAAUCUGCGGAGACCGGCCGUUCCGGACCUGUCCACCGAUCUGGGCAUGAACAUCUUCAAAAAGUUUAAGAGCCGCAAGGAGGACCGUGAACGGAAAGGUUCUAUCCCCUUCCAUCACCCUGGGAAGAAGCGCCAGCGCCGCAUGGGAGUCCCAUUUCUUUUACACGAAGACCAUUUAGAUGUGUCACCAACCCGUAGCACGUUCUCCUUUGGAAGUUUCUCUGGAAUUGCAGAUGAACGUCGUGGGCUGGAGCGAGGGGGGUGGCAAACCACCAUCCUGGGCAAGUUCACUCGCAGAGGCAGCACUGACACCAAUACAGAAAUGGACAGCCUGAGUGCUAAACACUCUCAUUCCCAUCACACCCUCCUGAGUGACAUACCAGACCACUCCAACAGUCACGGGGAAAACACUGUCAAAGAAGUGCGAUCCCAGAUUUCCACAAUUACUGUGGCAACUUUCAAUACCACAGUGGCCUCCUUCAAUGUUGGCUAUGCUGACUUCUUCACCGAGCACAUGAAGAAACUUUGUAACCCGGUACCAGUCCCUGAGAUGCCCAUCGAGCCCCUUGCCUGCUCCAACCUGCCGCGCAGCCUCACUGACUCCUGCAUCAACUAUAGCUGCCAAGAAGACGCAGAGAGCAUUGAGGGUACAAACAAUUUCAUCCUCAAGAACGGGAUGCUUGAUCUGACUGCGAUCCUAAGAGCAGUCUAUGCUGUACUGACCCAUGAUAUCAGCUCCCGCAUCUGUGACGUGGCUCUGAACAUCAUUGAAUGUCUGCUCCAGCUGGGCGUAGUCCCUUCAGUGGGCAAGGUUUCCAGGACAGAAGGCAAGGAGAAUGAGCGCAAUGAGGCCAAAGUUAUGGAGGGCGUCAAUGUGAAAUCUGGAGGCGUGGGAGCAGCGCCAACUGGUGGCGGAGGAAAUGAAGGUGGAGGAGGAGGAGGAGGAGGGGGAGGAGGAGGAGAUGGAGGAGAUAGUGGCAGCUGUAGAGAAGACAACAAGCAAAACAAACAGCAGGACAACAAGGAUGACAAUGCUCCGCCAAGCCCUCAUAGAGUUGCACUCACAAUGCUGAUUAAAAUUGUCAAAUGCCUGGGCUGUGCUUAUGGGUGUGGAGAGGGUCACAGGGGCCUGUCAGGAGACCGUUUACGACUACAGGCCCAGAACUGUUUGACUCGUUUAUACAAACUGGAUAAGCUCCAGUUCCGACAAACCAUGAGAGACUACGUGAAUAAGGACUCCCUGAAUAACGUGGUGGAUUUCUUACACGCGUUGCUUGGCUUCUGCAUGGAACCCAUUACAGACAAAUACGGAAGUGCAGGUGAGAGAUCCAGGAGAGCGAAAAAACGAAACCUUGACAAAGCAGGAUUUGGGAAUAACUUCACCUCUGGGGACAAUAAGUCUGUCGCUCAGAAUAUGGAGGCAGUGGUUGUGGGCUGCAUGUUCAAAUCUCUGAUCACUCGCUGUGCGUCAACCACUCAUGAACUUCACAGUGCGGAAAACUUGGGCUUGUACUGUGACAUACGUCAGCUGGUGCAGUUUAUCAAAGAGGCUCAUGGGAACGUAUUUCGUCGUGUAGCACUCAGUGCUUUGCUGGAUAGCGCAGAGAAGCUCACUCCCAACAAAAAAACAGACAAUAAAGAGGAGCAGAAGGUUCCAGCAGGCAGAAGGUCUGAAACUGGCAACACGACUGAUAAGGGACAGCCAGCCUCCGCAGCUGACGAGUGUCGCAGUUACAUCUCGAGUCGGCCUCCGCAGACGCCUGAGCAUGAUGAGCAAGUACCUGGAGUCCUCCUGGGGAGAAAGGAUUUCUGGCGCAAAAUGUUCAAGUCUCAAAGUGCAGCGAGUGACACGAGCAGUCAGUCAGAACAAGACACAUCUGAGUGCACGACGGCCCACUCUGGGACCACCACUGACCGCCGCUCACGCUCCCGUUCACGGCGCAUCUCACUUCGCAAAAAACUGAAACUGCCAAUAGGGAACUGGCUGAAGAGAUCUUCUCUCUCUGGAUUCACCGAUGGAGUUGAAGACCUGCUGGAUAUCAGCUCUGUGGACAGGCUGUCUUUUAUGCGGCAGAGCUCAAAGGUGAAGUUCACCAGUGCAGUGAAGCUGUCUGAAGGAGGUGCAAUGGAGUACGGCCGGGACGAGGAGGAAAAUUUCUUCAAGCGUCUCGGUAAAUGGCGCUCCAGCCGAAGGAACCCAUCCAAGCUUCACCACACAGAAGAAAAAGAUGGGUGUCACAGCUUUCAAGAACGCUUGGCUGCCAGUCAGGAAGGAAUGAAAAACAAGAAUGUGGUCAACCUAGGAGCGAUUCGCCAAGGCAUGAAGCGCUUCCAGUUCCUUCUCAACUGCUGUGAACCGGGCACCAUUCCCGAUGCCUCCAUCUUGGCAGCAGCCCUCGACUUGGAAGCUCCUGUGGUGGCCAGAGCGUCUCUGUUUUUGGAGUGUGCACGCUUUGUGCACCGCUGCAACCGAGGAAACUGGCCCGAGUGGAUGAAGGGACACCAUGUCAAUAUCACAAAGAGAGGAUUGUCCCGUGGGAGGUCACCAGUGGUGGGCAACAAGAGGAACCAGAAGCUUCAGUGGAACGCCGCCAAACAUUUCUGCCAGUGGGGUGAUGCUAUUGGGGGCCGCUUGAGUGAACUCUGCCAUUCAGACAGCGAGAGCCCUGCCAACAUUUUGGGUUUCAUUUACGAUGAAGAGACAAAACGGCGAAUGAGGAAAGAGGAUGAAGAGGAGGAUUUCCUUGAUGACAAUACGGUAAACCCAACCAAAUGCUCCUGUCCUUUCGCUUUGAAGAUGGCUGCCUGCCAGCUAUUACUGGAAAUCACAACUUUCCUUCGAGAAACCUUUCCAUGUUUACCAAGACCUCGCACUGAGCCGCUGGUGGACCUGGAAAGCUGCAGACUUCGCCUUGACCCUGAACUUGACCGGCACAGAUACGAGAGAAAGAUUAGCUUUGCUGGAAUCCUGGAUGAUGAUGAAGCCAGAGAUUCUCUGAACAGCAGCAGCCACACCCUCAAGUCUGACACCACCUGUGACGAAAAGAAAAGCGCUGAUCCAGUUCCAAUACGUAAGAUAAGGAUCGGGGGAUCUCGACUGCUGCAGAUUAAAGGCACACGAAGCUUUCGUGUUAAAAAAGGCGGCUCGCUCUCGAGCAUUCGACGUGCUGGCAGCUUGAAGAGCACCAAACUGUCCAGGCAGGACUCCGAGUCUGAGAACGAAGAGGUCUUGCUGUCCCAGAGCAGAGACACCGUCACGGACAUUGGAAGCCCAUGGAGCACCAGUGAACCCAGCAUCGAACCCGAGGGUCUGAGCAGCACAGGCACUGAGGAAAAUUUCCAUCGAAACAUGUCCUGGCUACAUAUCAUCAUCCUUCUGUGUAACCAGCAGAGCUUCAUUUGCACCCACCUUGAUUUCUGCCAUCCCAGAUGCUAUCAGUAUCACAGCCGUUCGUGUGCCCGCCUGGUCCGGGCCAUUAAGUUGCUCUACGGUGGCACUGUAGACGGCCUCAAGGAGGACAGCUACACAACGGGUGCUGGCAUUCGUGCCAAGAAGAUCAAAGAGUGCUCAGACAAGUCCUGCCUCCGGACGCCAUCCCUCAAGAAAAGAGUGACGGACUCCAGUCUGGAAGGGAAAAAAGAUAUGGGCAUGCUGAAAUACAUUCGGAAUCAGGUCAUGAGCCUGGCGCCGGCCCCCCUGUCUCUCCUGAUCAAAGCUGCCCCCAUUCUGACUGACGACAUGUAUGGUGAUAUCCAGCCGGCGGCCUGGGAGCUGCUGCUGAGCGUGGAUGAGCACAUGGCUGCCGCUGCAGCCGCCAUGUUCCUGCUGUGUGCCGUGAAGGUCCCCGAUGCCGUCUCAGAUAUGUUGACGUCCGAAUUCCAGCACCAUGAUGUGGCACAGAGGAUUAACUCUGUGCUGAAGUUCUACACGCUGUGGCGCUUCAGAUACCAGGUGUGGCCGCGGAUGGAGGAAGGUGCCCAGCAGAUCUUUAAGAUCCCACCACCAAGCAUCAACUUCACUCUCCCUUCUCCGAUCUUGGGAAUCCCCUGUGUCCCUAUGUUCGACCCCCCGUGGGUGCCUCAAAGCACAGGAAGUGUCCAGGAUCCCAUCAGCGAGGACCAGUCUAAAUCUUUCUCGGCGAGAGCCGUUUCACGCUCCCACCAGCGAGCCGAACACAUCUUGAAGAACCUGCAGCAGGAGGAGGAGAAGCGGCGCCUUGGCAGGGAGGCCAGCCUCAUUACUGCCAUUCCGAUCACCCAGGAAGCCUGCUAUGAGCCCACCUGCAGCCCCCCACCAGAGCAAGAGGAAGAAGUAGAAGAAGUCCCAAACUUGGCAUCCCGCCGUCUUUCUGUGAGUCCUUCCUGCACGUCAAGCACCUCUCACAGGAAUUACUCGUUCCGCAGGGGCUCCGUGUGGUCCGUGCGCUCAGUGGCCAGUGCUGAAGAUGAAGAAAAUGCCACCGAGCACACGCCGACGCAUCACGUGUUGCAGCCUCCACAGGCGGUCUUCCCAGCCUGCAUCUGUGCAGCAGUCUUGCCUAUUGUUCACCUGAUGGAGGACGGAGAGGUUCGGGAAGAUGGCGUGGCAGUGAGUGCGGUGGCUCAGCAGGUGCUCUGGAACUGCUUGAUUGAGGACCCUGCACUUGUUCUCAGGCACUUUCUGGAGAAACUCACCGUUAGCAACAGGCAGGAUGAGCUCAUUUAUAUGCUGAGGAAGCUGCAGCUGAACAUUGGCGACAUGCCCGCCCAGACCUCACACAUUCUCUUCAACUACCUGGUGGGGCUCAUCAUGUAUUUUGUGCGCACACCUUGUGAAUGGGGGAUGGAUGCCAUUUCUGCCACCUUGACGUUCUUGUGGGAGGUGGUGGGAUACGUGGAGGGCCUUUUUUUUAAGGAUCUCAAGCAGACCAUGAAGAAAGAGCAAUGUGAAGUCAAACUCCUCGUCACAGCUUCCAUGCCAGGUACCAAGACCUUAGUCGUCCACGGACAAAAUGAAUGUGACAUCCCAACCCAGCUUCCUGUACACGAGGACACGCAGUUUGACGCCUUGUUGAAGGAAUGCCUGGAGUUCUUCAACAUUCCUGAAGCUCAGUCCGCUCAUUACUUUCUAAUGGAUAAGCGCUGGAAUCUCAUACAUUACAACAAAACCUACGUUCGAGAUAUUUACCCUUUCCGCAGAUCUGUUUCUCCUCAGCUGAAUCUGGUCCACAUGCUGCCCGAGAAAGGGCAAGAACUGAUACAGAAGCAGGUGUUUUCUCGUAAAUUGGAGGAAGUCGGCCGAGUGCUUUUCCUCAUCGCCCUCACUCAGCACAUUCCAGCUGCUCAUAAGCAAUCCCACGUGUCUCUUCUUCAAGAGGAUCUGCUGCGACUUCCGUCAUUCCCCAGAAACGCAAUUGACGCGGAAUUCUCUCUCUUCAGUGACCCCCAAGGGAAGGAAUUGUUUGGGUUAGACACGCUGCACAAGAGCCUGUGGAUCAAGCUGUUGGAGGAGAUGUUCUUGGGCAUGCCGAGUGAGUAUCCAUGGGGAGAUGAAAUCAUGCUCUUCCUCAAUGUCUUCAAUGGCGCCCUAAUUCUGCAUCCAGAGGACAGUGCUCUUCUCCGGCAGUACACUGCCACAGUUAUCAACACUGCUGUCCACUUCAACCACCUCUUCUCACUCAGUGGGUACCAGUGGAUCCUGCCCACCAUGCUGCAGGCCUAUGCGGACUAUGAGAGCAAUCCUCUGCUGAGACAGGCCAUUGAGUUCUCCUGCAGGCAGUUUUAUAUCCUCCAUCGCAAGCCGUUCAUCCUGCAGCUUUUUGCCAGUGUUGCUCCACUGUUGGAAUUUCCGAUCUGCACAAGCAGUGGACUCUCCAAAGGAGUGUCAGCUCAGUGUCUCUUUGACCUCCUGGUGUCCUUAGAGGGGGACACGCCUGACCCCCUGGAUGCACUGGAGCUGGUAAAGGCAGAGAAGCCACUGCGAUCAUUAGAUUUUUGCUAUGGAAACGAGGACCUGACCUUCUCAAUCAGCGAGGCCAUUAAGCUGUGUGUCACUGUGGUUGCUUAUGCACCGGAGUCCUUCAGAAGUUUGCAGAUGCUGAUGGUCCUGGAGGCGUUGGUCCCCUGCUUCCUGCAGAAGCUGAAGAAACAGACGGUGACCUUAGAAACGGCCUCAGCGGCUCGGGACGAGAUCGCCAUCAUUGCUUCCCUGGCCACAUCCCUGCAGGCCUUGCUGUACAGUGUGGAGUCCCUCACCAGGCCAAUGACAGCUCCACAGAUGAGCCGCGGUGACCAGGGACACAAAGGAGCGACUGCGGCCAACCACACCUUGUCUGGAGGAGUGAAUACCAGAGAUAACCUGCACCUCCUAGAAGAAGGCCAGGGCCUCCCCCGAGAAGAACUAGAUGAGCGAAUUGCUCGAGAGGAGUUUCGGCGGCCCAGAGAGUCGCUGCUCAUUAUCUGCACCGAGUUCUACAAGCACUGUGGCCCUCGACUCAAAAUCCUGCAGAAUGUGGCAGGUGAGCCUCGCGUCACAUCACUGGAGCUUCUGGACAUCAAGUCACACAUGAGGCUGGCAGAGAUCGCCCAUUCCUUGCUGAAGCUGGCCCCCUACGACACCCUGACGAUGGAGAGCCGAGGCCUGAGACGCUACAUUAUGGAGAUGCUGCCCAUCACCGACUGGACGACGGAGGCAGUGAGGCCUGCCCUCAUUCUCAUCCUGAAGAGACUUGACAGGAUGUUCAACAAAAUACACAAGAUGCCCACACUGAGGCGGCAGGUGGAGUGGGAAGCUGCCAGCAGCCUCAUCGAGGGGAUCUGCCUGACCCUUCAGCGACAGCCCAUCAUAUCUUUCCUGCCACACCUGAGGUCACUCAUUAAUGUCUGUGUGAACUUGGUUAUGGGCGUUGUAGGACCUUCCAGUGUAGCCGAUGGCUUGCCAUUGUUGCACCUGAGCCCAUAUCUAUCACCGCCUCUUCCCUUCAGCACUGCUGUGGUCAGGAUGGUGGCACUGCAGAUUCAGGCACUGAAGGAUGACUUCCCUCUUAGUCACGUGAUCUCCCCAUUCACCAAUCAGGAGAGACGGGAAGGAAUGCUCCUCAACCUGUUGAUUCCCUUUGUGCUCACAGUAGGGUCCGGCAGCAAAGACAGUCCUCACCUCGAGCAGCCGGAGGUGUUUCUGCUGCUUCAGACUGUUAUCAACAUCCUCCUCCCGCCACGCAUCAUUAGCACUUCACGCAGCAAAAACUUCAUGCUGGAAAGCUCGCCUGCCCACUGCUCCACCCCAGGUGAUGCUGGGAAGGACCUGCGCAGAGAAGGCCUAGCGGAGUCAACAAGUCAGGCAGCCUACCUGGCCCUCAAGGUGAUCCUGGUUUGUUUUGAGCGACAACUGGGCAACCAGUGGUAUCGGCUCAGUCUGCAGGUGAAGGAGAUGGCACUCAGGAAGGUGGGGGGGCUGGCCCUCUGGGAUUUUAUCGACUUCAUUGUGAGGACCAGGAUCCCAAUAUUUGUGCUGCUCCGACCUUUCAUCCAAUGCAAGCUCCUGACGCAGCCUGCAGAAAGCCAAGAGGAGAUCACAGCUCGGCACCACAUUGCCGAUCAGCUGGAGCGGCGCUUCAUCCCUCGGCCGUUAUGUAAGAGCUCGCUCAUCGCAGAGUUUAACAACGAGCUGAAGAUCCUCAAGGAGGCCGUCCACAGUGGCUCAGCUUAUCAAGGAAAGACUUCUAUAAGUACAGUUGGCACAUCUACCUCGGCCUAUCGCCUCAGCCUGGCGACCAUGUCACGUUCCAAUACUGGGACAGGAACAGUGUGGGAACAGGACAGUGAACAGUCCCAUCAGGCUUCACAAGACACACUGAGUCGUACUGAUGAGGAUGAGGAAGAAAAUGACUCGGUGAGCAUGCCCAGUGUGGUGAGUGAGCACGACGCGUACCUGAGCCGACGGCGCUUCUCAAGUCACGUGUCCAGCAUGUCUGCACCACAGGCUGAAGCAGGACGUGGCACGAUGCUGCCCAGCCAGAGUGAACCCAAUGUCCUAGACGAAUGCCAGGGGCUGAUCGCAGAGGGUAACCUCUCUAGAGUGGCGAGUGUUCAGAGUGAACCCGGACAGCAGAAUCUGCUCCUUCAGCAGCCACUUGGAAGAAAGCGAGGACUGCGCCAGCCAAGACGACCCCUGCUGUCCAGGCAGAAGACUCAGACCGAGCCUCGCAGUCGCCCGGGGGCUCGCCUGUCCACCACCCGCCGGAGUAUUCAGCCCAAAUCGAGGCCUCUGGAACAGAAGAGGUCGGUGACCUUCACGGAAGCACAAGAGGCAACUGUGAUUGGCCCUGCCGAGGACAAAAAGGAGCCUUCAUCCAAUCACAAGAGUCUGGAAGGAGACGCGAAAUCCAAGCCACUGGCCUCCUCUUCAAGUGCGGACGCCGAGCGCCACAGUCCUGUCACGGGCAGGGCCGACUCGACGGAACCAAAGGCUAAAGAGCGUGAAGAACCGCGGACCACCUUGUGUCCCCCGCCACCGCCCAUCCUGGAAAUCACGCCGUCCCCGGAGCCGCUGCCCGAGAGCCCGGAGGACUUUGCAGGAGAGGAGACCCGAAGUUUGCUUCAGCAUGCGGCCACCGUUCUGCACAUCAGCGAAGACAACGGCACCGAGAACCCCCUGCUGUCUCCGGCCUUCAUAUCGUCUUACGGAGACCCCCAGCCGGCGGGCGACGGGUCUCACGUCUGAAUGGCAGCCGGACAGGUGAGGAGCAGUGGGACUCCACGAGUGACGCCACACUGGGCUCAAGGGGUCUUCGUGCUGAUUCUGAAAGAGCCGAGGCCCCCCUGAGUCAGCAAGCCACUGAUCCCCCAGAGCCCACCCUUAGUCUGUCCCUUUUCUAUGAACAGGGUCACCCAUCCGUUUGAUCCUCUUUUUCAUUUUUCGCAGACCUCCAUAACUCCACUUUGACAGUAGGGAGACCCCCAGCAGAUUACAGGUGAUUGAAACGGCCCCCCAGAGUCUCGGGCCAAGGUGGGCUGCCAUGAACAGGUGUUCAUUUUGGUCCGUGGCUGGCAGCCCCACGCGUAGUGCCCACUCGGCACAGAUUGUCCCAAAGUGCAAGGCACCACUGUGUCACAGACACAGAGGGGUGGGUGGCAGGUGACGACAGAGUGACCCUCUCAGGCGUCAUGGAGGAACACAACAGAAAAUGUGCGGCCGAGGGAACUCGAGAUGGCGUGGCGGGCGUUUGUAACAACAGUCUAGCCAUCGGCGGGCAUUUGUGACUCUCGCCCAGACAGCUGGUGCCCAUCCCGGCUCGCCCCAACCAGGACUCGAGAGACAUCGCCACCACGUCAUGUCACCGGUUACAGAGUGGGCCGUCGUGCUGCCAUUACAGCAGUUUGUGGGCCUUCAGUGAACUCCUGCUAGCUUCACCAGUGGGCACUGCAGUGUGGCAGCUGCUUUAGUGGGCAUUUGGACCUUCAGCAUGUCCAAGUGAAGACGUCGUGCCCACGUGACUUUCUUCCUUUGUUUCCUGCUCCUGCUUUACGCCGUACCUACCAACUACAGGAGCACCACAAAUAACAGGACACAGUGUGCCCAGAGUGGCACUGGCAAGGAGCCCCUAAAAUGACCAGCCCACUUCAACAUGUCACAUGCAGGGCUCUCUGAAAGUUGCCAAGAAACCCAAACUGCACUUCAGAGACUCGGGGAGGACACGGAGAGCAGGAGACGGGCAGCACUGGGGUGGCAGGUAUGGAGUUGGUAUGGAUGGCAGGCUUUACUGCCCGCAGCUAAACAUGUGUCUUGUGUCAUGAAGCGUCUUCUGUACUUUUUAAAACCUCACUUGGCAUUAAAAUGCUUUCACUGUGCACCCAAAA